Molecule: messenger RNA, 1996 nt
Organism: Pieris napi
Lineage: Eukaryota; Metazoa; Arthropoda; Insecta; Lepidoptera; Pieridae
Exons: 14
Coding region: 55-1914 (619 amino acids)
Cellular component (GO): membrane
Molecular function (GO): phosphatidylinositol bisphosphate binding
Source: RefSeq, a predicted model, not a curated record
UUAUAAUUUCGUGCAAGUUAAGACGUUUAUAUUUCUGUUUGUUUUAUUAUUACAAUGUCUAUUAGAGCGUUGAGCCCUGAAUUAGCUGAGAAAGCUUUAAAGGAAUUGAACGAGGAUCCAAAGAGGACGCCCAGUGAUAUCCAACACAUUAAGGAAUGGUUAUCGAAGCAGCCACAUUUAAGAGCAAGAACAGACGACCAAUGGCUGUUACAAUUCUUACGUGGGUGCAAGUUCAGUUUGGAGAGAACUAAGGAAAAGAUUGAUCUAUACUACUCAAUGCGGACUUUGACUCCUGAAUUUUUCAGUAUACGCCCGACAGAUCAGAUUUUUAAAGAUAUAAUUGGGCUUGGGUCAUUUUUAAUUCUACCCAAGUCUAAAGCCUUUGAUGGAACUCGAGUAACCAUCGUUCGACCUGGGUCAUACGAUGCUAAUAAAUACAAUAUAAUCGAGGUUUUAGCGGUGUCAACUAUUCUAGAAAGGAUAGCAUUAGCCGAAGAUGACGAUUCUGUAAUCUGUGGAAGACGUACUAUACUCGAUUUGAAGGGCGUAACAAUGGGACAUUUCACCCAAAUGACGCCUGUUACUAUGAAGAAAAUGGUGACAAUUGGACAGGAUGCAGCCCCACUCCGAUUUAAAGGUGCACAUUAUAUAAACUUACCAGGUGGUUUUGAUGUGGUAUUCAAUGCCAUUAAGAGCCUAUUAAAUGAGAAGAAUAAAAGCAGGCUCAUUAUUCACAAUGAAAAUUAUGAAGAAAUGUACAAAUACAUUCCUCAAGAUAUUUUACCAGCGGAAUACGGCGGCAAGGCUGGUACAAUUAGUGACAUUUCAGGAUAUUGGUUGAAGAAGACUGAGGAAUAUAGUUCAUGGCUUGAAGAAGAUAUGAAGUAUGGCACGGAUGAGGCCAAGAGGCCGGGAAAACCUAAUUCAGCUGCCGACAUGUUUGGAGUUGAUGGAUCUUUCAGAAAGUUAGACUUUGAUUUCAAUAUGAAUAUACGUCCUCUGUCUCCUGAAUUGGCAGAAAAAGCUCGCUUAGAGCUCAAUGAAGACCCGAAGAGAAUACAAAGUGAUAUAGAACACAUUAAGGAAUGGAUCGCAAAGCAACCCCAUUUACGUGCAAGAACAGAUGACCAAUGGCUUUUAACAUUUUUACGGGGUUGUAAAUAUAGUUUAGAGAGAACUAAAGAGAAGAUAGAUCUUUAUUACUCUUUUCGGACGUUGGCGCCUGAGUUGUUUUUGCAAAGAAAACACACUGAUGCUGUAUUUCAAGAAAUUCUCGCUUCAGGGUCUUGCCUUGUUCUGCCGAAGAAAGCUUCGCCGGUUGCUCAAAGUGUCCUUAUUGGCAGACCUGGAGUUCUUGAUACUGAAAAAUACAAAGUAACAGACUUUAUGGCCGUAACUAAUGUGAUCCAGAAGAUAAUGUUGCUAGAAGACGACAAUACAGUAGUAGCGGGCGCACGUUUUGUAAUGGACUGUGAAAAUGUUAACAUGUCAUUCUUCUUUCAAAUGACUCCAACGUUAAUGAAGAAAAUGUCUGUCUACUCCCAGGAAGCAGUCCCACUGCGGUUUAAAGGUGGCCAUUAUAUUAACGUGGGAAGUGGCUUUGAGACCAUUUAUAAUAUGAUGAAGAGAUUCUUGAACGAGAAAACUAAGAGCAGGUUGCACGUUCAUAACAAAAACUAUGAAGAGAUGUAUCAACAUAUACCAAAAGAAAUUUUGCCUGUCGAAUACGGUGGCAACGGUGGUACUAUCGCUGAAAUAGUUGAGUAUUGGCAGAAAAAGAUAGCUGAAUACAGCGAUUGGUUGGAGGAAGACUUGCAGUUUGGUACUGACGAGUCCAAACGUCCUGGAAAACCAAAAUCGGCAGAGGAAAUGUUUGGACUCGAUGGGUCAUUCAGACAGUUGGAGUUUGACUAAAGGAUAUAUAUAUCAUUUCUAUAUAUAUACUCAACGUAUUUGCAUUACUACGGAUCGAAGUAUUAAUAAAGAAUUCAAAACA